CUUACGAAUAAUUGUAAUUUGAAUAUUUGAGAGUUGUUUAAUCAAAAUUAACUUUUCAACUGUUGGUCAAAACAUGCUAAUAUGCGCCUUACAUGUACCUCUGAACUAUUAUCUACAAUAUCACUGAAUCUUACUCCAGUACGGGUAAGUAUCAACAAUGUUAUCAAUACUGAUGUCUUGCAUCCAUGACAAAUUUCUUUUGCAAUUCUGUCAUCCAGUUAGACAGAACACACUCCUCCUUGGAAGCUAAAUAUGAUUUAUUUUCGUUGCAGAAAAUAUUUGAUUUUAAUAGAAUGCGAGAACGUCGACUUACCGAGGCGGAUAAAGGAUGGUCCUGGGUUGUAAUGGCGAGCUCGUUUGGAUCCCACGUGAUCACCGGAGGUUUCCAAUAUUCCAUUGGUAUCGUACACAAUGCAUUCCUAGAAAGGUUCGGUGACAAUGUUCAGAAUACAUCCUGGGCAACCAGUCUGUUUGUAGCAACACUUUCGUUAACAGGUGUCCUAGCUAGUGCCCUGAUCAACUGGUCAAGCUGUCGUGCCACUAUGGUCAUCGGGUCACUGAUUAUGACCGGCGGUUUCAUCACAUGUGCUUUUGUCCCCUCCCUUGAACUUGCCGUCAUCUUUUAUGGAGUUGUUUCAGGCAUCGGAGCAGGAUUGAUUUUUUUACCCGCCUCGGUAGUUCUCGGUUUCAACUUUCGUCUUAGAAGGAAUUUAGCUUGUGGAGUGGCAGUGUCGGGUAAUGGAGUCGGUACUUUCUUAGUGGCUCAAAUUAUCGAGGCCGCUCGAGAGGAAUAUGGCAACAGAGGAUUAUUUUUCAUCAUAGCUGGUAUCGCAUUGCAAGGAGCGUUUUUAGGCUGUCUACUCUUCCCGUCAGAAUUAGAAAUUCGACAAAAACAAAUCAGAUAUCAGAACACAUCAUAUACAAACAAAUCUGAUAUUUUAAACAAUAUUUUACAGUCAUUCGUGAUCCUAAAGAACAUCUCGUUUUUAUGCUUAUGUGUAAGCAUGUUUAUUUUCUAUACAGGAAACUACCUUGUGUAUGUACAUUUCGUGCGGUAUGCUAUUGAGAUGGGAGCGUCCUCUUUAAAUUCGUCUUUCCUUGUAUCAGUUACUGGUGUAUGUGAUUGUAUAUCGCGAUUUUUAACAGGACUGACAGCGAAUGUUGAAGAUAUAGAUGAAAACGUGAUGUUCUUUGGAACAUUCGGUCUACUCGGCAUCUCGACUUUGAUAUUCCCACUGUAUGGAUCAACAUAUGGAGGACAACUAUCGUAUGCUGUGUUUCUGGGAUUGUACUCUGGGUGUUGUUACUCAAUACUGAACACACUGAUAAUACAGCGAGUCGGGGUAGAGAAGCUGGCCACGGGCUACGGAACCUGUAUGUUCUUUAGUGGUGCAGGUGCUCUCGUCGGACCGCCGGCAGCAGGUGCGAUUAUCGACUACACUGGAUCGUAUGAGAAUUCCUUUCUACUGGCAGGAUCCUGUAUCACAGUAGCGUCCAUUUUGGGGGUCGUGUCAGCAUAUUUCAAGAAAAGUGACAAAUCCUAUACUACAGACCACAUGGAAGUCCUGACUGUUACGAGAGCUACAUCAUAGGUCGUCAGCAGAGUUAUAUGUCCACAUGAUCCGUCUACAUAUAAACAGUAGUUAAUGAUAAAAGAUAUGUUCACACCAGUAACAUUACAUGUAGUUUUAGUACUUAUGAUUGUCUUCAUUUGAUGUUUUACUGGACAAUCCGGAAUAUGAAUCUCUACAAGGGAGGAACGCAGCAUAACUUAUGAUGACUGCCUAGAUAUUGCUGACAACGUAGGCCUGCUGUUUAGAAUACAUACAAAUGCACAUCAGCCUAUAUGAUAGCCUACACCAUGUAAUGAAUAUG
Pecten maximus is the source of this 1875-nucleotide messenger RNA. RefSeq names its product monocarboxylate transporter 12-B-like. Gene Ontology annotation, molecular function: monocarboxylic acid transmembrane transporter activity. The transcript is spliced from 5 exons. The record is from RefSeq and is a predicted model, not a curated record. Lineage: Eukaryota; Metazoa; Mollusca; Bivalvia; Pectinida; Pectinidae. Gene Ontology annotation, biological process: transmembrane transport; monocarboxylic acid transport. Bases 186 to 1592 code for a protein of 468 amino acids.